This is a messenger RNA of Oncorhynchus mykiss (rainbow trout), 4296 nucleotides long. Lineage: Eukaryota; Metazoa; Chordata; Actinopteri; Salmoniformes; Salmonidae. The record is from RefSeq and is a predicted model, not a curated record.
GUGCGGUUAGUGCGAGUAUUCGAACACAGCUACUGUCGGUGUGAUGCAUCAUUUCCGCUUCCGCUUUCCCUCUGAUUGCAUCAGUUCCCUGUCAUCAGUUCGUCAAAGUUGGCAGCCGGAGAAAGAAAGACAUUGAUCAUGGUGGAGCCUGUUCCUGAAUCCAUCCACUUCCCUUCUGAGGAGAAGAGGAUCCUGCAGCUGUGGAAGGACAAGGACUGCUUCCAGGAGUGUCUCAAACAGUCCAAGAACAGGCCCAAGUACACGUUCUACGACGGGCCUCCGUUCGCCACAGGUCUCCCCCACUACGGUCACAUCCUGGCAGGGACCAUCAAAGACAUCGUGACUCGCUUCGCCCACCAGAGCGGCUUCCACGUGGACCGCCGGUUCGGCUGGGACUGUCACGGCCUGCCUGUGGAGUAUGAGAUUGAUAAGACCCUGGACAUCAAGGGACCGGACGAUGUGGCCAAGAUGGGGAUUGCUGAGUACAACCGGCAAUGCAGGAUGAUCGUCAUGAGAUACGCUAACGAAUGGGAGAACUCUGUAACCAGGAUGGGGCGGUGGAUUGACUUUAAGAACGACUACAAGACUCUGUACCCCUGGUUCAUGGAGACUGUCUGGUGGGUGUUCAGGCAGCUGUAUGAUAAAGGUCUGGUGUACCGCGGGGUGAAGGUCAUGCCCUUCUCUACCGCCUGUAACACGCCGCUGUCCAACUUCGAGUCUAACCAGAACUACAAGGAUGUGCAAGAUCCGUCGGUGAUAGUGAACUUCCCCCUUCUGGAAGAUGAGAACGUGUGUCUGAUCGCCUGGACAACCACACCCUGGACUCUGCCUAGCAACCUGGCUCUCUGCGUCAACUCAGAGUUGCAGUAUGUCAAGGUCAAAGACAACAGCACUGGGAAGGUGUACAUUAUGAUGGAGGCCAGGCUGGUAGCACUCUUCAAGACCGAGGAGGAAUACACCAUCAUGGACAAGUUCCCUGGGAAGACGCUGAAGGGGAAGAAAUACAAGCCUCUGUUUGACUAUUUCAGGAAGUGCGGGGAGACGGGGGCCUUCCAGGUGGUGAUGGACAGUUAUGUCAGAGAGGAGGAGGGGACAGGAGUCGUCCACCAGGCGCCAUACUUUGGAGCUGAUGAUUACCGUGUGUGUAUGGAGAACAACAUCUGCCAGAGAGACCAGGCUCCCGUCUGUCCUGUCGACUCCUCUGGGUGCUUCACUGAUGAAGUCACUGACUUUGUGGGACAGUAUGUCAAGGAUGCUGACAAGAACAUCAUCAAAUGGCUGAAGGAACGAGGUCGUCUGGUCAACAGCGGCUCUUUCAAGCAUAGCUACCCUUUCUGUUGGAGAUCUGACACUCCUCUGAUCUACAAGGCUGUUCCCAGCUGGUUUAUUCGGGUCGAACACAUGGUGGAGAAGCUGCUGGCAAACAAUGACAAAUGCUACUGGGUUCCUGAGUUUGUGCGGGAGCGUCGUUUUGGUAACUGGCUGAGGGAUGCGCGUGAUUGGGCCGUUUCCAGGAACCGCUAUUGGGGCACGCCCAUCCCCCUCUGGUGCAGCGACGACUUUGAGGAGGUGGUGUGUGUAGGAUCCAUGGCUGAGCUGGAGGAGUUGACAGGAGUGAAAGUAACUGAUCUGCAUCGGGAGAGCAUUGACCAGUUGACUAUCCCGUCCCGCUGUGGUAAAGGUGUGUUGCGCAGGGUCACUGAGGUGUUUGACUGCUGGUUUGAGUCGGGCAGCAUGCCCUACGCCCAGGCCCACUACCCCUUUGAGAACAGGAAGGAGUUCGAAGACACCUUCCCCGCUGACUUCAUUGCUGAGGGCAUCGACCAGACCAGAGGAUGGUUCUACACCCUCCUGGUGUUGUCCACCGCUCUGUUUGGAAAACCACCGUUCAAGAACGUCAUCGUCAACGGACUGGUGCUGGCCAGCGAUGGACAGAAGAUGAGUAAACGCAAGAAGAACUACCCUGAUCCAGGUCUGGUUGUGGAGAACUAUGGAGCCGAUGCCCUGAGGCUCUACCUAAUCAACUCCCCGGUAGUGAGAGCUGAGAACCUGCGUUUCAAAGAGGAAGGAGUCAGAGAUGUUCUGAAGGAUGUGUUCCUCCCCUGGUACAACGCAUACCGCUUCCUGGUCCAGAACGUCCAGCGUCUCCACAAGGAGGACGGCAUCAGCUUCCUGUACAACGAAGCCACAGCCAAGCGCAGUGACAACAUCAUGGACAAAUGGAUCCAGUCCUUCACCCAGUCUCUCAUCCAGUUCUUCAAAGCUGAGAUGGAUGCUUACAGGCUGUACACGGUGGUGCCAAAGCUUGUCAAGUUUGUGGACAUGCUGACCAACUGGUACGUGAGGACCAACCGCAGGCGUUUCAAGGGAGAGAGUGGAACCGAGGACUGUCUGGGGGCUCUGGAGAAUCUCUUCAGCGUUCUGUUCUCCAUGUGCAGACUGAUGGCUCCCUUCACCCCGUUUAUUACAGAGAUGAUGUACCAGAACCUGCGUCACCUGAUCGACCCCGCCUCUGUAGAGGAGAAGGACUCCAGUAGCAUCCACUACCUCAUGCUGCCUCUAGUCAGGGAGUCGUUGAUUGACAAGCGUAUAGAAAGUGCGGUGUGUCAGAUGCAGUCUGUCAUUGAGCUUGGACGAGUCAUCAGAGACCGCAGGACUCUGCCCGUUAAGUAUCCCUUAAAGGAGGUGGUAGUGAUCCACCAAGAUCCAGAAGCUCUGAGAGACAUCACCUCCCUGCAGAAAUACAUCCUGGAGGAGUUGAAUGUCCGCCAGUUGACCUUGUCCACGGACAAAGACAAGUACGGCAUCAGCCUGCGGGCUGAACCGGACCACAUGGUGCUGGGAAAGAGGCUGAAAGGGGCCUUCAAAUCCAUUACGGCGUCCAUUAAGGAACUGAAGAGCGAACAGCUGGAGACCUUCCAGAAGACUGGCUCCAUCGUGGUGGACGGUCAGGAGCUUCAUGAGGAAGACCUGAGGUUGAUGUACAGCUUCAACCAGACCUCUGGCUCAGCGACACAGUACGAGGCCCAUUCUGACUCACAGGUGCUGGUGCUGUUAGACGUCACUCCAGACCAGUCCAUGCUGGAUGAGGGUGUGGCUCGUGAGGUCAUCAACCGCAUCCAGAAACUACGCAAAAAGGGUCACCUGGUGCCGUCUGAUGAGAUCACAGUGUACUACAGCUGUGAGCCGGCAGGUGAUUACCUGGACCAUGUGAUCCAGGCCCACACAGACUUCAUCCUUGUAACCACCAAGGCACCGCUCAAGACCUACCCCGUCCCCAAGGACUCCGGCGUCAUCGUGCAGGAGAAAACACAGUUGAAGGGUUCGGACCUGGACCUGACCAUAGUGAAGGGAGCAGCCGCCACUCGAGCACCUCUGACUGGACCAGCCUGUGCCUACAUCAACCUCCAACUCCAACUCAACAACAAGGAACAAGAGGGUGUGGUUCUCCUGGAGAACCCUAAAGGAGAUAUCUGUCUGGACCUGGCCAAGCUGAGACGGGUCUGCUCCAGUCUCUUUGGUCUCAACAACACCAAGCUCUGUGUUUUCAACGGCAAGACUGAGUUGACUGGUAAGUGUGAUCUGCUGUCUCUGAAUGGGAAAACCCUGUCGGUGACAUCAGGCUCCAAUCCCAGUGACUCCUCUCCCAACUCGGACUCUCUGGUGUGUCCCUACGUCAACCUCCAACUGGCCAACUGUCAGCCAGCUGAGUGUCAGAGUGGAGAUGUGGGGACCCUGCUGCUGGUCAAUCCUGUCGGACACAACUACCUGACCCACAAUGCUUUGCUGUCUGAGACGGCUAAGUUGUUCGGCCUCCGCAGCCGUAGGCUGAAGCUCUACCUGGACGAUGCGCUCACCCAAGAAAUCCCAGCAGAGUGGUCAAUGAAGACGCUGGACGGGAAGACUCUGUACGUUGGAGUUCUGCCCACAACUGCAGAGGCAUAGGACCGGGAACAGCCAGACUGUAGAAGAGGGAGGAACAGCCACACUGUAGAAGAGGGAGGAACAGCCACACUGUAGAAGAGGGAGGAACAGCCAGACUGUAGAAGAGGGAGGAACAGCCAGACUGUAGAAGAGGGAGGAACAGCCAGACUGUAGAAGAGGGAGGAACAGCCAGACUGUAGAAGAGGGGGCUAUGUCCCAAAUGCCAUCCUAUUCCAUACAUAGUGCACUACUGUUGACCAGGGCCCAAUGGCGCUCUGAGCAAAGCUAGUGCACUACUGUUGACCAGGGCCCAAUGCCGCUCUGAGCAAAGCUAGUGCACUACUGUUGACCAGGGCCCAAUGGCGCUCUGAG